This is a messenger RNA of Closterium sp. Naga37s-1, 3759 nucleotides long. The record is from the annotation of a GenBank genome assembly. NCBI's taxonomy places the organism in Eukaryota, Viridiplantae, Streptophyta, Zygnematophyceae, Desmidiales, Closteriaceae.
AUGAGUUCGGAGACCAGCGCCGCGUCGAUCAGCAGCACAGGGCUCGCGUGCUUGUUCGACGCGCACUCGCUCCGAUGGCGGCUCGUGAAACUGCGACACGGAGGGCCAGGGCCAGGCAGCAACGGUGACUGGGACGCCUGGUGCACGCGGCAGCGCAGCAGCUGCCACCGCCGCUUGGAAGAACCGUGCUGCCCGCCGCGGGGAAAUCUUUGGACCACGGACGACCCGCCGCGCCUUGCCACGGACGACCCGCCGCGCCUUGCCACGGGCGACCCGCCGCGCCUUGACACGCACGACCCGCCGCGGCAUGGCGCAGCGCGAUUCCUAAGCGACGACCUGAUGGGCAUGGAGCAGCUGAGUCGCGUGGUGGGGGGCGCUUUUCACCCCUGCUGCUCGCCCUGCUCGGCCCACGCACACCCCGAUUUCAUUGACACCGACUUUGAUCCCGACCUGGACCCUCACUCUGAACGAGUGGCGCCCCUCUUCUCUCAUCUCGCCCACCUCUCCCUCCCUCUCUCUGACCUCCCGCCUUACCUCCUUCCCCACCUCUCCUCCCUCCGUUCCCUCCGCCUCUCCCUCUCUGCUCCCCACCACCCCCUCCUCCUCUCCGUUCGCCCCUUCCACUCCCUCUCCCUCCUCUCCCUCCUCCACCUCACGCUUGGCACUCCCGCCUCUGGGCUUUCCGAACCUCUCUCCUCGGACCUGUUUGGUGGGCUCGGACCGAGCCUGCGAUCCUUGACCUUCCUAUGCUUAUCCUCCCUCCCGAGCCUAACCUCUCUCUCCCUCCUCGCUCACCGCACCUUCCCUCCCUGCCUCUCCUCCCUCUCCUCCCUCACUCUCCUGUCAAUCCCCCUCGCCUCCCCUCUCCUCUCCCCCGCGUCUCUUGCCCUCUUCUCCCACUGGCCCCGUUUAUCUCAUCUGCACGUGAAUGCUGGCGUGAUCCCAUUGGCGGUGUGGGGGCGGCUGUGCCCUCAGCUGCUGUCGCUCAAGAUCCAAGGCUCGCCCCACAUGGCUGUGCAGGGGUGGGGGGAGGAGCUGGGGGAGGCAAGUGGGGAGGGGGGGGAUGUGGGCCAGGGGUCAGAGCACAUAGCACCACAGCAUGCAGAGCCGCAGCAGCAGCAGCAGCAGCAGCAGCAGCAGCACGGUCAGCAGCAGCAGCAGCGUGCAGCCAUUGCAGCUACCAGCAGAGGUGCUACAGGGCGUGUUGCAGCAGAUGCAGAAAGUGCCAGCAAGGCGAGUCGCCACGAGAUGACAGCAGCAGCUUUCAACGGAUCCCCUCUUUUCAACAGUUGCCGUCUCAUCUCCUCCGGAUGGCUCCCCACAGACUCUCCCUUGUGGGUCAUCCGCUCCUCCCCAACCACCCUCCUCUCCCUACUCCCCUCCUCCCUCCCUCCCUUCUCCCUACCCCCUCCCAUCACCCCCUCCUCCCUCUCCACCUGCUUCACCCACCAACUAGCCACCUGGCGCCCCCUCUCCCCCAUCUGGUUCUCCUCUCUCCCCUCCCCCUCCUCCCUCGCACACACCCUCGCCCUCCACCCCAACCUCUCUACUCUCGCCCUUCCCUUGGUCUCCUCCGCUGCCUGCCCCCUCCGCCCCUCCCAUGUACGCACUCUCCUCUCCGCUGCUGCCGUGCACUCUGCUCUCACCUCCCUAUCCUUGCUCCUGGAGCCAGGAUUCUUUGAGGAUUUUCAAAAGCUCCUGGAACUCGGAUUCUCAGAUAGCCACGAGUGGGGAUAUGGGCGGCAGGAUUCGUGGCAGCUUCCGGGGGUGCAGAGGAAGGUGGAGCAAUGGUGGGGCGAGGCAAACCGAGAGGUGGGAAAGGGGCUGUGUGCUGUGCUGAAAAGGUGCCGGGGACUCAAGGAAUUGCACAUACAGGGGAAGGGCCUUGCUAGCAGGCUCACACUCCCCUCCUCUCUCUUCCUGCUCUGCCCGCAGAUCACCGCACUCUCCCUCCCUCUUGCCCGCCUCCCCUCCUCCCUCCUCCUUCUCUCGCGCCUCACCUCCCUGGCGCUCGCCCUCCCUGCGGACCGCAUGCCGCCGCAGCUUUCCCACUUGUCCCCCUUCGCCCGCCUCCGCUCCCUCCGCUCACUCUCCCUCCACGUGCAAAACAGCGGCAGCAGCAGCAGCUCCCAACACACCUUCGUGGGAUUCAACACACCAACUCCCCCCAACAGCUUCCAACGCAGCACCCUCAUCGGCGGCAGCAGCUGGUGGAGCAGCGUAUCUUAUGACCUCCUACUGGGGCUUCCCUCCUCCCUCUCUUCGCUCUCCCUGCUCCUCCCCGCCUCCUCCUCCAUGCCCUCUUCCUUCUCCUGCCUCACUGCCCAGAGAAAUCUCACCACGAAUCUGUGGAUUCCGGGACUGCAAGAGGAGGAGGGAGGGGUGGGAGAGGAGGAGGAAGGGGUGGGAGAGGAGGAGGAAGAGGAGCAGGAACGUGGGGUUGCUACAGAGGAAGAAGGAAAUGUGGGGGGAGACGAGGGUGCUCGUGAUAAACAUGAUGAUGCUGAGGAGGAGGAGGAGGAGGAGGAGGAGGAGGAGGAGGAGGAGGAGGAGGAGGAGGAGGAGGAGAAGGAGGAGGAGGAAAGCAACAUGUUUUCCAAAGCAUGCGUUACCUCAAGAGUUACGGAUGAGAGACUGCUGCCUCUCUGCAACCUCACCUCCCUCUCUCUCUCCCACUACCCCUACUUCCCUCCUCUCCUUCGCCACCUCACCCACCUCACCUCCCUCUCGCUCCCAUCCCUCCACCGCCCACAAGACAACCGAGUCGACAACAUCACCCCUCCCUGCUCCCUCCACCACGGGCUCUCUCGCCUCACUCGUCUGCAAGAGCUCUUCAUUGGCUGCGACAGGCGCUGCGAGCACGCUGACUCAGCCUGCCUUCCCCGCUUGCCGCGCCUGUGUCGCCUGCGCGUGCAAUGCCAGGAGGACGGGGUGCAUGUCUGUCGCCUCACAGCCCGCGUGGCAGCGUCUCUGCAGCAGCUUGAGGUCAGAGGCGGCGGCGACUACCUCAGCCACUCCCUCAGCGACCACCUCACCCACUCCCUCAGCGACCACCUCACCCACUCCCUCAGCGACCACCUCAGCCACUCCUACGCCUCUGCAGCUCUUCUUGGCACGGCUGGGAGGCGUAUAGGCGGCGGCGGCGGCGACGAGUGGAGGGCUCCUGUGUUUCGCAGGCUCAAGGUGUUGCAUCUAGCGACCUUAGGCCUCCCAUCCGCGGUUGACAUGGCCCUCUUUCCUGCGUUAGAACACAUGGCAUGUGCCGGCACCCGCGGUGUGUCCUGGGGAGUGGAGAACGGGUUCUCUUCCAACCUCCGCUUCUUGCACUUGGACUUUGCAAAACUGUCUGACUAUGCCAGUGACAGUGCCCGGCAGCUGACGCAGCUCACGGCUCUCACCACUCUGGUUGUAGACAAGGCCGAUUGCCGGGACUUCCUCGCGUGCCUCUCCUGCUUCUCCUCCCUACGCAUGCUCCGCCUCUCCAGCAUCACUAGAGGCUGCUCCGAGCCUUAUUUCACAUGUCCGCCUCUCCUCUCCACGCUUCAGAUCUGCCGCUCCGAUCUGCCCCACCUCCCAUCCUCACUUCUGAAAUUCUCCCGUCUAACUCGUCUCGACCUUCUUCACUGGUGCCGCUUGCACUCUCCCGCCUUUCCUCUCCACGUUCAUGUCGCUCCGCCAUUUCAGAGUUACUUGCGAUGGUCCCAUGCCCCGAAUGCCUGCAUGCCUGAAAGAUUUUCUCAAAGGCAAAGAAUGGUAUGA